GGGUCAUCAGAAACGAAGGAUGUGUGAAGACCAUCUUCAAGUUCAAGUAUUUUCACGUAUCAUAUCAUUUCAUAUCAAGCCUCAAAGAUUCGUGCUGCACUCAAGAAGCGACUGACUGACUUAUUGUGGUCCCUGGAUGCAGCGAUUAUGGUUGGCGAGGUGGAACUUGGGUUGGCCGCAGGAAGUAACCAAAUCCUCGCUGGCGACCAAACAAAGAUAGAGCGGUGGCCAAGUGCCGGACAAUGAUCCGACGAUUGACGAAAAGGGUCGAACGGCAAACGCGAAGAAAGUUAAGAGAUAACAAACUGAAGAAUCGAGAGAUAAAAGAUAAGAACAUUUAAGAAUAAAACAAAAAUCGAAUUUUCAUGUUUAAAUCACAAAACCAAAAUUAUCGAUAAAGAAAUUAAAGGAAAACCAAAGAGAGAAAAACCAAAUAUAAAGUAAAUUGCUACCAGUAAACGCUAGUCCAAAUCUUCACUAUAUGAAUAUAUGUAUACUAUAUAUAUUUAACUAAUAAUACUUCAAGAGAACACGCCAAUUGCCGCAACUUUACUCCAACCCGUAAAAAAGCAAAGAUUUCCAUUAAACGAACGCAAAAUACCAAAUACCUAACAACACAGCUUCGAAGUGUGCACAAUAACAAAGUAAAAAGUUAUUAACCAAAACCAAAGAAAGACACCCAAAUCAAAACCAAGACAAAUUAUUAUUAAACAAAACCGAAAACCGAAAGACAAUUAAGCAAAGUCGAAGAAAAACUGCGCCAAAGUCACGGCCAGCAAACACAAAGUACAACAAACAAACACAAACACAUACACAAGCAACAAGCAGCAAAAGCAACAGCAGUUGCGAAGUGAAGCGUUUCCACUGACCACGCCCACUCCCCGCGGCUGAGCAAUCCGCCCCUUGCAGCAAUUUUCCGAUUUGGCAGCGCAUCGUUUCCGAGAAAUCUUGCGUGCGCCGGGAAAACUGAAGCGCCAGUGUCGGUUGGUUAACAAGAGAACACCCAGAGUACACCCUCUUUUUUUUCGAGUGUGCGAACCAGUUUUUUUUUGUGUGUGACCCAAACCAAAGGCAAGAACAACAGCCACAACUGCACCAACUGUGAUGGGAGAUCAGCCAAAGGCAACGACAACCACCGGAGGAGCAGCUGGCCCAGUUCCUGAAGGCGACGCCGUGAUGGCCACCACCAACCAGGACGCACUGGCCAAGGGCGCAGGAGACGGUCCUGCCCAAAACGCUGCUCAGGAGCCAGGACAGGCGGAGCACGGUGAGCAAGGUGAGCCCGGGGAUGCUGGCGAUGGCGGCGACGAUGGCGCCACCGAUGCCGGGGCCAGCUCGCUGCCCCCAUCUGAGAUUGGUGGGCGAGCGCCCCUGGACACGGCCUGCUCGGACGCCGACGGAGGAGCCCCCUCCAGCCUGGCCGGCGGAAUUGUGGGUCCGCCCAGCCCGCUCACCGGCUGCUACCUCCUCAUCGUCCUGGGCGAGCCGCACUCCGAGGAGCACAAGGACAAUAUCUUGCAGCAUCUGCUCAAGGGAUUCCUCUCCUGGGACGUUUCCGAUUGUCACGUCGAUUUGGAAGAGGAGCUCAAUACAAUUACACAGCAUGCGCCCGAGGGCGAGGAGGCUCGUCACGGCGAGCGGCUCAUCCAGUAUGCCAGCGAGAAUCUGGUCACGGAGGUGCUCAUCCACCCGCAGUACAAUACGCUGAUCCAGUGCAUGCGAAACCUGCUUAGCAGUUUCACCCGCCACCGGCACAUCAUCCACGCCGGCUACACCUUCAGUGGCAAUGGUUCCUGGAUAUUGCAGGACGGAACCUUCUCGGUGGCGGACUUCUCUGAGGCCUUCCAGGAGCACGACGUACAAAGGGUGAUUCGGGCCUAUGCCGACACCAUCACCAUGAACAUUCACUGCGCGGACGCGGGUCUAUGGCACACAUUGCCCGAGAAGGCCUUUGCCCGCCAGUGCCGGAUACGGAUCAAUCCCGUGGACGUCCUGGACACGAGCAGCGAGUGCAUCAACGGAUUCAUUGAUUACCUCGCGCCCAUGGUGAUGCCAACCUCGCUGAGGGAGCUGCUUGAGACCUCGGACGUGGUGGGCAACAUCCGCUUUACCCAUCCAACGUUAUAUGUCUUCCCCGGCGGCCAGGGUGACGCGGCGCUUUUCGGGAUCAACGGCUUUAACAUGCUUGUUGACGGUGGCUUCAACCGGAAGGCGUGCUUCUGGGACUUCGCCCGGCACCUAGACCGACUGGACGCGGUUCUGAUGACCCGCUUGAACAACAGCAACGUGCAGGGUCUGGGAGCGGUCGUGUCGCGCAAGCGGGACGCUCACGUCUACCCCCAGAUCGGGCACUUUUUCGGCAAUGUACCUGACCGCAAGGGGCUGCCCAGCCCCGACGGCGAUAAGGACCGCGAUCCACUUCUGAUCGAUUUAUUCGAGCGUGGGCACGGUAUCGUUAGUGACCUGAAGGCACUGGAUCUAAAGCCACAGGGCUGCUACCGCAACCAGGAGCCGGUCAACCUCUAUCACAAGGUCGGCCACGGCACUCUGGAUAUGUAUGUGAUAAGUCCAGCGCGUGACUCAAAGGAAGUGAAGGAGUUUCUCCAGAAGUGGCAUGCCGGCGACCAGCGGCUCUUUGCCGCCCGGGAUUCGCGCGACUUUAACUUCCCACUGCAAAACUUGGUAUCUAUUUGUGCCCUGCUUGUUUGGCAGCCAGCCAACCCGGACGACACUAUCACUCGCAUUCUCUUCCCGGGUAGCACACCCGACUUUAAAAUCCAGGAGGGCCUAGAAAAGCUAAAGCAUCUGGAAUUCAUGAAGCACUCCACAUGCACAGCAAAGUCAAUUGCCCCAGCCAUCCAGACCGUGACCUCAACUCGCAAGAGCUUAAAAUCGGCCAUCGAAGCGACUCCAGCCCCGCCCAGCGCCAGUUACAAGACUACAAAGUUCAGUCCGGUGGCAAGUGCCGCUCUUGCCGUCCAGCAUCCGCAGCAGCAGGAUAACAAAGCAAAGGAAGCUGCGGCUGCGGCUGCUGCUGCUGCAGCUGCUUCUGCAGCUAUUAUUGCCCGGGCCAAAGCCGAUUCCAUGGACACGGAUGCUGAACCGGAACACGAGGCAGACCCCGAACCUGCUGACACUGGGGACGAGGCUGGUCCCACAGAGCCGGAGCCUGAGGCGGAGACUGAACCCGAACCCGAACAUGAACCCGAAGCGGAGCAGGACAAAGAUGUUGGUGAGGAGAAGAAAGUGGAAGUGUUAAUCAUGAAGCCCCAGCAGGCGACAGUACCUGCAGUAGUCGCAUCAUCUGGUAAGGAUGGAGUAGAUGCAGCUUCUGCCGAUGCUACGCCCACCGGCAAACUGAGCAAAGCGUCAGCCAAGGGCAAGGCGGAUAAGCCGCGGGCUGAGGUUAAGCCGGUGGUACGCUCCCGCAUCGACACCAAGCCCCCCAAGUCCAUGGACCGGAAACUAGCCAAACGGGAUGAGAAAAAAAGCUCGCCCACAGCUACGCCGGCUGCCAGGGCACCCGUUGCCCGAGAUGCCAAGCCUAAAGUUUUGAGCCGCCCAGCAACCAAGUCCAGUCCCAGUAGCACUCCUGCUAAGAGUGCCAAGGAGGCCAACAACCGGAAGGUGCUCGAGUCCAAGCAGCAGGCGGCUCGAGUGCAGGCCACCAGCACCGUCUCUAGGCGAGUUACAAGCACUGCCAGUGAAAGGCGAGUCCAACAGCAGACGGAAGCAAAGACAGCGGUUACUGGGGCCACCCAAGCGACCCAGAGGAAACCAAUCUCAAGGAGACCUCGUGGCGUUUCGCCCUCGAAGCGGGCACCAGCACCCGGAAGUCCGGUGAAGCAGGCGAAGCCAAAGGCGGCAGACUUAAAAAAGGCACGUUUGGACAAGGGAGGCACCACCGACUCUAGUCUGGUGUCCACCCCCUCCGCAGAUGAAGCCACGGCUGCCAAGAAACUUCAAGAUCUAACCGCUUCUCAGGAACUGGACGCAGAGAAGCAGCGUGAGUUGGACGACCUUAAGGAGGAGCAGGAGGUGGUACGGGAAAUAGAAGCGGUGUUUAGUCGUGAUGAAAUGAAACGACAGCAGCACCAACAGAUCAAGGCCGAGCUCCGAGAAAUGCCUGCCGAAGGAACCGGCGAUGGUGAAAAUGAGCCUGAUGAAGAGGAGGAGUACCUGAUCAUCGAAAAGGAGGAAGUGGAGCAGUAUACCGAAGACUCGAUCGUUGAACAGGAAAGCAGCAUGACCAAGGAAGAGGAGAUCCAGAAGCACCAGCGCGACUCACAGGAAUCAGAGAAGAAGCGCAAGAAGAGCGCCGAAGAGGAGAUCGAGGCGGCCAUUGCCAAAGUAGAAGCCGCUGAGCGUAAAGCGCGACUAGAGGGUGCCUCUGCGAGGCAGGAUGAAUCGGAACUGGACGUUGAUCCGGAGCAGAGCAUGAUAAAAGCUGAGGUGCAGGAUAUCAUUGCCACUGCCAAGGAUAUUGCCAAGUCACGCACCGAGGACCAAUUGGCGAAGCCCGCCGAGGAGGAGCUCUCAUCGCCAACCCCCGAGGAGAAGCUAAGCAAAAAGACUUCGGAUACGAAGGACGAUCAAAUCGGAGCCCCAGUAGAUGUUCUACCAGUCAAUCUUCAAGAAAGCCUACCCGAAGAAAAGUUCUCGGCUACCAUUGAGUCGGGGGCCACCACUGCUCCUACACUACCCGAGGAUGAACGAAUUCCGCUGGAUCAGAUAAAAGAGGACCUCGUGAUCGAGGAGAAAUAUGUGAAGGAAGAAACCAAGGAAGCGGAGGCCAUCGUGGUGGCCACCGUACAGACUCUUCCCGAAGCAGCUCCAUUGGCAAUCGAUACCAUCCUUGCCUCCGCCACCAAAGAUGCCCCCAAAGACGCCAACGCUGAGGUUUUAGGCGAGCUGCCCGACUCAGGCGAACGAGUGCUGCCCAUGAAGAUGACAUUUGAGGCCCAGCAGAACCUCCUGCGCGAUGUCAUCAAAACGCCUGACGAAGUUGCAGAUUUACCCGUCCAUGAGGAAGCCGAUCUUGGGCUAUACGAGAAGGACAGUCAGGACACCGGCGCCAAAAGUAUCUCCCAUAAAGAGGAGUCCGCGAAGGAAGAAAAGGAGACGGACGACGAAAAGGAGAAUAAGGUAGGAGAGAUCGAAUUGGAGGAUGAACCGAAUAAGGCGGACAUCUCUCACGUACUACUCAAAGAGUCAGUACAAGAAGUGGCCGAGAAAGUCGUGGUUGUUGAAACUACAGUGGAGAAAAAGCAGGAGGAGAAGCUGACCCUCGAAACCGAGAAGAUUGUGGAAGCCACUACAGUCACUACCCAAGAAAAGCAGGCAGAUCUAAUGGGGCAGGUAAAGGAUAAAGAAGAGCAUGGACAAAAAGUAGAGUCUGGAAUCAUUACCGAAAAGGAAGCCAAAAAGUCGGCUAGCACUCCCGAGGAAAAGGAGACCAGCGACAUUACAUCCGAUGAUGAGCUUCCAGCCCAACUGGCGGAACCGACCACUGUGCCACCCAAAUCAGCUAGAGACCGCGGAGACACCGGCUCCAUUGACAGUCCCCCCACCAUUGAGGAGGCCAUUGAAGUAGACGUGCAAGCCAAGCAAGAAGUCCAAAAACCUGUGCCAGCUCCGGAGGAGGCUAUCAAGACGGAAAAGUCACCACUUGCCUCAAAGGAGACCUCCCGACCUGAAUCUGCGACAGGAAGCGUCAAGGAAGACACUGCGCAGCCGGAAUCCAAGAAAUCCCCAGUACCCUCCCGACCUGAAUCUGAGGCAAAGGAUAAGAAGUCUCCACUCGCUUCAGGAGAAGUUUCUCGACCGGAAUCUGUAGCGGAAAGCGUCAAAGAUGAAGCAGGAAAAGCAGAGAGUCGACGAGAAUCCAUUGUCAAAACUCAUAAGGAUGAAAGUUCUCUUGAUAAAGCAAACGAGCAGGAAAGGCGUCGCGAAUCUCUUGCGGAAAGCAUCAAGCCAGAAAGUGAAAAAGAUGAAAAGUCUGCCUUGGCAUCGAAAGAAGCCUCUAGACCAGAAUCUGUGGCAGAAAGCAUAAACGUCGAGGCAGAAAAGUCAAAGGAGCCGUCCCGCCGCGAAUCCAUCGCAGAAAGCUUAAAGGCGGAGAGUACGAAAGAUGAAAAAUCUGCUCCUCCCUCUAAAGAAGCUUCGCGGCCAGGAUCAGUGGUAGAAAGUGUUAAAGGUGAGACUGAAAAGUCGAAGGAACCAUCGCGACGGGAGUCAAAUGCUGAAAGUGCCAAGCCCGCUAUUGAAUCUAGGGAAGUCUCACGACCCGAAUCGGUAAUUGAUGGUAUCAAAGACGAAUCUGCGAAGCCCGAGAGUCGUCGUGAUUCCCCCCUUGCCUCAAAAGAGGCUUCCCGGCCAGGUUCUGUAUUGGAUAGCGUCAAAGAUGAACCAAUUAAAUCCACAGAAGAGAGUCGCCGUGAGUCGGUGGCGGAAAGCGUCAAAGCAGAUAGUACAAAGGACGAAAAGUCCCCACUUGCGUCCAAGGAUAUAUCGCGACCAGAAUCGUCUGUGGAAAAUGUGAUGGAUGCAGUAGGAACAUCUGCAGAGCGGUCGCAACCAGAAUCCGUAACUGCCUCCAGGGAUGUCUCUAGACCGGAAUCAGUAGCGGAAAGUGAAAAGGAUGACACUGACAAACCUGAAUCUGUUGUGGAAAGCGUUAUUCCUGCUUCCGAUGUUGUUGAAAGCGAGAAAGAUGCGGCUGAUAAAGAAAAAGGUGUUUUCGUAUCAGUUGAAAGUAGAAAGCCAGAUAGCCCUUCUGAGGCCAUCUCCAGGCCAGGAUCCGUAGUAGAAAGCGUAAAGCCUGAGAGCCGGCGUGAGUCUUCUACUGAAAUCGUUAUUCCAAGCAAUACAAAGGACUCCAAGGAACCAUCCAGACCAGAAUCAAAAGUAGAAAGCCUUAAAGAUGAAUCUGAAGUAUUAAAGAGUCCUUCCCGACGAGCGUCUGUGGCAGAAAGCGACAAAUCUUCACAGCCAUUAAAGGAGGCUUCUAGGCCAGAAUCCGCUGUGGGUAGUUUGAAAGAUGAGGGUAUGUCAAAAGAACCAUCUCGACGUGAGAGCGUAAAAGAUGGAGCUGCCCAAUCACCACGGGAGACUUCUCGUCCCGCGUCCGUUGCAGAAAGUGCCAAGGAUGGGGCUGAUGAUCUAAAGGAACUGUCUAGACUCGAAUCGACGACCCAAAUAUAUGAAGAGGGAAGUAUAAAAGAUGAAAAAUCACCUUUGGCCUCCAAGGAAGCUUCGAGACCAGCAUCCGUUGCAGAAAGUGUGAAGGAUGAAGCUGAGAAGUUCAAGGAAGAAUCAAGGCGAGAGUCGAUAGCUGAAAAAUCACCUUUGGCCUCCAAGGAAGCUUCCAGACCAGCAUCCGUUGCAGAAAGUGUAUUAGAUGAAGCAGAGAAGUCUAAGGAACCAUCACCUUUGGCCUCUAAGGAAGCUACCAGGCCCACUUCCGUUGCAGAAAGUGUAAAGGAUGGAGCUGAAAAGUCCAAGGAAGAAUCAAGGCGAGAGUCGGUGGCCGAAAAGUCACCUCUGGAAUCUAGUGAAGCUUCCAGACCAGCAUCCGUUGCAGAAAGUGUAAAGGAUGGAGCUGAAAAGACCAAGGAAGAAUCAAGGCGAGAGUCGGUGGCCGGAAAGUCACCUUUGGCCUCUAAGGAAGCAUCCAGACCAGCAUCCGUUGCAGAAAGUGUAAAGGAUGGAGCUGAAAAGUCCAAGGAAGAAUCAAGGCGAGAGUCGGUGGCCGAAAUGUCACCUUUGGCCUCUAAGGAAGUAUCCAGACCAGCAUCCGUUGCAGAAAGUGUAAAGGAUGGAGCUGAAAAGUCCAAGGAAGAAUCAAGGCGAGAGUCGGUGGCCGAAAAGUCACCUUUGGCCUCUAAGGAAGCAUCCAGACCAGCAUCCGUUGCAGAAAGUGUAAAGGAUGGAGCUGAAAAGUCCAAGGAAGAAUCAAGGCGAGAGUCGGUGGCCGAAAAGUCACCUUUGGCCUCUAAGGAAGCAUCCAGACCAGCAUCCGUUGCAGAAAGUGUAAAGGAUGGAGCUGAAAAGUCCAAGGAAGAAUCAAGGCGAGAGUCGGUGGCCGAAAAGUCACCUUUGGCCUCUAAGGAAGCAUCCAGACCAGCAUCCGUUGCAGAAAGUGUAAAGGAUGGAGCUGAAAAGUCCAAGGAAGAAUCAAGGCGAGAGUCGGUGGCCGAAAUGUCACCUUUGGCCUCUAAGGAAGUAUCCAGACCAGCAUCCGUUGCAGAAAGUGUAAAGGAUGGAGCUGAAAAGUCCAAGGAAGAAUCUAGGCGAGAGUCGAUAGCCGAAAAAUCUCCUUUGCCCUCCAAGGAAGCUUCCAGACCAGCAUCCGUUGGAGACAGUGUAAAGGAUGAAGCUGAAAAGUCCAAGGAAGAAUCAAGGCGAGAGUCGGUGGCCGAAAAAUCACCUUUGGCCUCUAAGGAAGCAUCCAGACCAGCAUCCGUUGCAGAAAGUGUAAAGGAUGGAGCUGAAAAGUCCAAGGAAGAAUCUAGGCGAGAGUCGAUAGCCGAAAAAUCUCCUUUGCCCUCCAAGGAAGCUUCCAGACCAGCAUCUGUUGGAGACAGUGUAAAGGAUGAAGCUGAAAAGUCCAAGGAAGAAUCAAGGCGAGAGUCGGUGGCCGAAAACUCACCUUUGGAAUCUAAGGAAGCUUCCAGACCAGUAUCCGUUGCAGAAAGUAUAAAGGAUGGAGCUGAAAAGUCCAAGGAAGAAUCCAGGCGAGAGUCGGCGGCCGAAAAGUCACCUUUGGAAUCUAAGGAAGCUUCCAGACCAGUAUCCGUUGCAGAAAGUAUAAAGGAUCAAGCUGACAAGUACAAGGAAGAUUCUAGGCGAGAGUCGAUAGCCGAAAAAUCUCCUUUGCCCUCCAAGGAAGCUUCCAGACCAGCUUCCGUUGCAGAAAGUCUUAAGGGCGAAGCUGAAAAGUCUAAGGAAGAAUCACCUUUGGCCUCUAAGGAAGCUUCCAGACCAGCAUCCGUUGCAGAAAGUGUAAAGGAUGAAGCUGAGAAGUCCAAGGAAGAAUCUAGGCGAGAGUCGAUAGCCGAAAAGUCCCCUUUGACCUCCAAGGCAGCUUCCAGACCAGCUUCAGUUGCAGAAAGUUAUAUAGAUGAAGCUGAGAAGUCGAAGCACGAAUCUAGGAGGGAGUCGAUAGCCGAAAGCGGUAAGGCGGAGAGUAUCAAGGGUGAACAAUCUCCUCUAGCAUCAAAGGAAGUGUCAAGGCCCGAUUCUGUUGCGGAAAGCGUUAAGGACGAUGUUGUUAAGCCAGAAAGUCGGCGCGAAUCUGUUGCAGAGAUUGUUACACACAAAGAAGCUAAGGAAGAGAAAUCACCUUUGAAGGAAUUUUCACGACCAGAGUCUGUGGCGGAGAGUGUUAAAGACGAUCCUGUCAAAUCCAAGGAACCAUCCCGUCGAGAAUCUGUAGCAGGAAGUGUCACAGCGGAAGGUGCUCGAGACGACACAUCUCCUUUUGCGUCAAAGGAAGCGUCAAGGCCAGAAUCUGUGGUUGACAGCGUUAAGGACGAAGCUGAAAAGCAAGAAAGUCGUCGCGAAUCUAAAACAGAUAGUGUUGCACCAUUGUCUAUGACGGAGACUAUUAGGGAAGACGCCGACCAACCCAAAAAGCCAUCACAAGGAGAAAGUCGAAGAGAAUCGAUUGCUGAAAGCAUAAAGGCCUCCAGUCCUAGGGACAAGGAGUCUCCAUUGGCUUCGGAAGAUGCCUCUAGGCCACGAUCUGUAGCUGAAAGUGUUAAUGACGAUCUUGAUAAACCUCAAUACAUUAAGGACGACAAGUCCACAGAGCACUCCCGACUCGAAUCACUAGCGGAUAAGUCUGCUGUUCCAUCAGAAAAGUUUGUUUCUCGACCAGUAUCUGUGGCCAGUGACCAUGAAGCUGCCGAAGCUGUUGAGGAUGAUGCAAAGAGUUCCAUCUCUCCCAAAGAUAAAUCCCGUCCAGGUUCUGUUGCUGAAACUGUAUCAUCUCCAAUUGAGAAAGCACCAAUAGAGUUCUCAAAGAUUGAAGUCGUAGAAAAGUCCAACCUAGCUCUUAGCCUACAAGCUGGCUCAGGUAAACUGCAAACGGAUUCUAGUCCUGUUGACGUGGCCGAGGGAGACUUUUCGCAUGUGGUCGCUUCGGUUUCCACCGUCACGCCCACACUUACGAAACCUGCAGAACUCGCAAAGAUUGGUGCAGCUAUAACGGUCUCGUCUCCUGUAGACGAGGCUCCAAGAACUCCAUCUGCGCCAGAGCAUAUAUCCCGAGCAGAUUCACCCGCAGAAUAUGCGAGUGAAGAGAUUGCCAGUCAAGACAAAUCACCACAAGUUUCGAAGGAGUCCUCACGACCAGCGUCGGUUACAGAAAGCAAAGAUGACGCUGCGCAGCUAAAAAGUUCUGUGGAAGAUCUUAGAUCUCCAGUUGCCUCCACGGAAAUUUCUCGCCCAGCAUCAGUGGGAGAGACAGCAUCAUCGCCCAUUGAGGAAGCACCCAAAGACUUCGCGGAAUUUGAGCAGUCCGUGAAAGCAAUGCUGCCCUUGACUAUUGAACUGAAGGGUAGUCUCCCAACGUUGUCGAGCCCUGUAGAUGUGGCUCAUGGUGACUUCCCCCAGACUUCAACCCCCACAAGCUCCCCAACUGCAGCUCCAGUCCAACCAGCUGAACUCUCUAAAGUCGACAUUGAGAAGACAGCAUCAAGUCCGAUAGACGAGGCUCCGAAAUCAGUACUUGGAUCUCCGCCAGAAGAGCGUCCAGAAUCUCCUGCAGAAAGUGCCAAGGAUGCAGCUGAAUCGGUGGAAAAAUCCAAGGAUGCAUCACGUCCACCAUCUGUAGUUGAAAGCACUAAGGCGGAAUCGGUGUUGGAAGGACCAAAGGAUGAUGUUGAAAAAUCUAGGGAAUCAUCGCGUCCGCCAUCUGUUUCAGCAAGUAUUACGGGGGAUUCCACUAAAGAUGUCUCCCGACCAGCCUCAGUAGUAGAAAGUGUUAGGGAUGAGCAUGAUAAGGCAGAGAGCCGUCGAGAGUCAGUUGCUAAAGUGGAAAGUGUUGUUGACGAAGCCGGCAAAUCUGAUUCCAAAAGCGCUAGUCAGGACAGUCAUAAAGAUGAAAAGUCAACCCUAGCAUCGAAAGAAGCCUCUCGAAGAGGAUCCCUUGUGGACAGCUCAAAAGAUGACGCUGAAAAGUCUGAAAGCUGUCCAGAAUCGGUCAUCGACAGUGCAGAGCCAGUCCCCAGGGAAUCGAAAUCCACCCUGGACUCAAAGAAUACGUCUCGUCCAGGCUCAGUGGUAGAAAGCGAUACAGCUGAAGCUGAGAAGUCUGAGCAGCAAUCCCGUCGGGAGUCUGUAGUGGAAAGCGUCACGGCAGAUAGCAAAAAAGAUGGGAAAUCUCAAGAAGCAUCCCACCCAGCCUCUGUCGAUGAACUUCUAAAAGACGAUGAGCAAAAACAGGAGAGCAGGCGGGAAUCAAAAGAAAUUUCAAGGCCGGAGUCGGUUGUAGAGGAUAAAAAGGAGAAACCCGAUAGUCGUCGUGAAUCCGUUACCGAAAGCGUUAAACUAGACAGCUCCAAUGAUAAAAAAUCUCCCCUCGGCUCCAAGGACGCCUCCAGGCCGGGAUCCGUUGCCGAUAGUGAUAAGGAUAAAGCUGACAAAUCCAAAGAGCCAUCCCGACCAGAAUCCGUCGCAGAAAGCAUAAAGCAUGACAGUACAAAGGAUGAAGAGUCUCCACUAGUCUCCCGGCGAGAUUCCAUCGCAGAAAGCAUCAAGACAGAUAUCACAAAGGGCGAAAAGUCCCCUUUGCCGUCAAAAGAGGUCUCUCGACCUGAAUCCAUCGCAGGAAGCAUUAAAGAUGAAAAGGCUGAAAGCCGUCGUGAAUCUGUGGCAGAAAGCGUAAAGCCGGAAAGUGCAAAGGACGCAACAUCAGCUCCACCAUCAAAGGAACAUUCUCGACCGGAGUCCGUUUUGGGAAGCCUCAAGGAUGAAGGCGAUAAGACCACAAGUCGCCGCGAUUCGGUGGUUGACAGUAUAAAAGAUGAGAAGUCCCUUCUUGUAUCACAAGAAGCUUCCCGGCCAGAAUCUAAGGCAGAAAGCUUAAAAGAUGCGGUUGCACCGUCGAUGGAGACCUCUCGUCCCUCAUCUGUUAUAGAAAGCGUCAAGGAUGGAAAAUCCCCAGUCGCAUCCAAAGAAGCAUCCAAAGAAGCGUCCAGAGCAGCAUCCGUUGCAGAAAGUGUCAAGGAUUCGGCUGAUGAAUCAAGGGAACAAUCUAGACCAGAGUCGUUGUCCCAAAGCAAGGCUGGAAGUAUUAAAGAUGAAAAAUCACCUUUGGCCUCUAAGGAAGCAUCCAGACCAGCUUCCGUUGCAGAAAGUGUUAAAGAUGAAGCUGAGAAAUCUAAGGAAGAAUCAAGGCGAGAGUCGGAAGCCGAAAAAUCUCCUUUGGCCUCAAAGGAAACUUCCAGACCAGCUUCCGUUGCAGAAAGUUUUAAGGACGAAGCUGAGAAGUCUAAGGAAGAAUCACUGUUGGCUUCUAAGGAAGCUUCCAGGCCUACUUCCGUUGCAGAAAGUGCUAAGGACGAGGGUGAGAAAUCUAAGGAAGAAUCUAGGAGAGAAUCGGUGGCCGAAAAAUCUCCUUUGCCCUCCAAGGAAGCUUCCAGACCAGCUUCCGUUGCAGAAAGUGUUAAGGACGAAGAUGAGAAGUCUAAGGAAGAAUCUAGGAGAGAAUCGGUGGCCGAAAAAUCUCCUUUGCCCUCCAAGGAAGCUUCUAGACCAGCUUCCGUUGCAGAAAGUGUUAAGAAUGAAGCAGAGAAGUCUAAGGAAGAAUCACCUUUGGCCUCUAAGGAAGCUUCCAGACCAGCAUCCGUUGCAGAAAGUGUAAAGGAUGAAGCUGAAAAGUCCAAGGAAGAAUCUAGGCGAGAGUCGGUGGCCGAAAAAUGUUCUUUGCCCUCCAUGGAAGCUUCCAGACCAGCUUCCGUUGCAGAAAGUGUUAAGGACGAAGCUGAGAAGUCUAAGGAAGAAUCACUGUUAGCUUCUAAGGAAGCUUCCAGGCCUACUUCCGUUGCAGAAAGUGCUAAGGACGAGGGUGAGAAAUCUAAGGAGGAAUCUAGGAGAGAAUCGGUGGCCGAAAAAUCUCCUUUGCCCUCCAAGGAAGCUUCCAGACCAGCUUCCGUUGCAGAAAGUGCUAAGGACGAGGGUGAGAAAUCUAAGGAAGAAUCUAGGAGAGAAUCGGUGGCCGAAAAAUCUCCUUUGCCCUCCAAGGAAGCUUCCAGACCAGCUUCCGUAGCAGAAAGUGUUAAGGACGAAGAUGAGAAGUCUAAGGAAGAAUCUAGGAGAGAAUCGGUGGCCGAAAAAUCUCCUUUGCCCUCCAAGGAAGCUUCUAGGCCAGCUUCCGUUGCAGAAAGUGUUAAGAAUGAAGCAGAGAAGUCUAAGGAAGAAUCUAGGCGAGAGUCGGUUUCCGAAAAAUCUCCUUUGGCCUCUAAGGAAGCUUCCAGACCAGCAUCCGUUGCAGAAAGCGUUAAGGACGAAGCUGAGAAGGCAGGAGGGGCAGCGAAUGACAAGUCACAGGAUGCAUCCCUCCCAGAGUCUGUGGCAGUAAGUGCCAAGGACGAGAAAUCACCGCUUCUUUCGCGUCCUGAAUCAGUGGCUGACAAGUCGCCAGCUGCCUCGAAGGAAGCAUCUCGCUCUGCAUCGGUUGCCGAAACCGCCUCAUCACCCAUUGAAGAAGGUCCACGAUCCAUUGCUGACCUCAGUCUGACCCUUAACCUUGCAGGUGAAGCUAAGGGCAAGCUUCCAACUCUUUCGAGUCCCAUUGAUGUGGCAGAAGGAGACUUUUUAGAAGUAAAAGCGGAAUCCUCCCCGCGGCCAGCUGCACUUUCGAAGCCAGCGGAGUUUUCGCAGUCCGAUACUGCGCAUACAGCCUCCACACCCGUGGACGAGGCUUCUCCCGUUCUGGAGGCAAUCGAAGUAGUUGAACAGCAUACCACCUCUGGAGUCGGAGUCACGAGGGUAACAGCAGAAACGGACCUACUUGACCUGACUGAAACCAAAUCCGAGACUGUAACCAAGCAAUCGGAGACAACGUUAUUUGAAACCCUUACCUCGAAGGUUGAAAGUAAGAUGGAAGUACUGGAGAGCACGGUGAAACAAGUUGAAGAGAUAGUCCAGACCUCAGUAAAGCAAGCAGAAACCACUGUGACCGAUUCCUUGGAGCAACUGACCAAGAAGAGCAGUGAGCAGUUGACAGAGAUCAAUUCAGUGCUAGACACCAACGUCAGCAACGUAACCAACUUAUUUAGCACUGCAGUGGAAACCGUUGAAAAGAAAGUACAGGACGUGACAGAAAAAGUAAUUGAGAAGGCAACCGAACACGUUUCCGAGCACGUCACCACUACUGCUGAGAGCUCAACGGAAACUAGCCAGGAGAAGAGCAGCCUGGAUCUGGGCACAUUCUCGGAGCUGCGCGAAACGCAUAUUACCACCGUGGGGUCACCGGAAUUCACGGUCACGAUCUGCGAGCGCGAUGAGCCCGUGCUGCACGACAUCAAGGAGGAGGACGAGGAGCAUCGCUUCUCGCCUCCGAGCGAUGGGGACAAGGCAGUAAUUAUUCCACCACAGCCGAUGCGGCCGCUGUCACCGCGCGAGGAAGAAGUAGCGAAAAUCGUUGCCGAUGUGGCCAAGGUACUGAAGUCCGACAAGGACAUUACAGACAUCAUACCCGACUUUGAUGAACGCCAACUGGAGGAGAAACUGAAGUCAACUGCCGACACAGAGGAGGAGUCCGACAAAAGUACCCGGGACGAGAAAUCCCUGGAAAUAUGCGUCAAAGUAGAAAUCGAGUCUGAGAAGUCAUCGCCCGAUCAGAAGUCUGGCCCCAUUUCCAUCGAGGAGAAGGAUAAAGUCGAGCAAUCAGAAAAAGCACAGUUGAGGCAGGGAAUAUUGGCUAUCAGUCGGCCGGAGUCGCCCUCCCCUUCCCAGUCAGCAGCCAGCCAUGAACAUAAGGAAAUGGAAAUUCAGGCUAAGAAACAGUCAUCCCCUGUUCCCAGCAAGGAUGAGUAUGGACGCGAGUCCGUGCUAUCACAGAGCCAUAAAGCUGAGAUGUCUUCUCGCCCAGAGUCCGUUGCCAGCCAGGUCAGCGAAAAGGACAUGAAGACAUCGCGCCCAGCAUCUAGCACCAGCCAAUUUAGCACCAAGGACGGCGAUGAGGAGACGACUGAGUCGCUAAUUCACUCGCUUCCUACCACAGAGACAGUGGAGACGAAACAGAUGGAAGAGAAAUCGAGCUUUGAGUCUGUCUCCACUUCAGUCACUAAGUCCACAGUCCUCUCUAGUCAGUCAACUGUUCAACUUCGCGAAGAGUCCACCAGCGAAUCGUUAAGUAGCAGCCUUAAGGUGGAGGACAGCUCCCGCCGCGAGUCGCUCUCCAGCUUGUUGGCCGAGAAAGGAGGAAUCACUAACAACACUAGUUUGAAGGAGGACACUAGCGCUUCGGCAUCUCAGCUGGAUGAGCUGCUUGUGCAGUCCGAGGAGUGCUCAUCAGAGUCAAUCGUCAGCGAGAUUCAAACCAGCAUUGCUCAGAAGUCAACUAAGGAAACCAAGGAUGCUAGGGAAACCAAAGUAACCAGCCAGUUUACCACUAGCACCAGCAGCGCCACCAAAGACGAUAGCUUAAAGGAAACUGUGGCCGAGUUUCUGGCCACCGAGAAGAUUGUUUCUGCCAAGGAAGCCUUCAGCACUGAAGCCACUAAGUCGGCCGACGACUGCUUGAAGAAGGCCACCGCCAGCACCGUCUCCAGCACAACCGCCUCCCAGCGAGCGCUAUUCGUGGGCACGGACGAAUCACGGAGGGAGUCUCUGCUGAGUCAGGCAAGUGAGAGCCGCUUGACCCACAGUGAUCCUGAAGAUGAGGAACCCGCUGACGACGUUGACGAGCGGUCCAGUGUUAAGGAGAGCCGUUCCAAGUCUAUUGCUACCAUCAUGAUGACCAGCAUCUACAAACCUUCCGAGGAUAUGGAGCCAAUUUCAAAGCUCGUAGAGGAGGAGCACGAGCACGUGGAGGAGCUGACUCAGGAGGUCACCUCUACCAGCAAGACCACAACUCUUUUGCAAUCCAGCGAACAGAGCAGCAGCACAACCACCAGUAGCACCAGCAAGACCGGUGCCUCAAGGGUGGAGUCCAUUACACUCACACAAAUGGAUCAGCAGACUAGCCAGAGUCAGGCCGAGCCUGCCGAUCGCAAGACACCGCCAACGGCACCAGUAAGUCCCGGUGUCAAAGCAAUGAGUUCGACAGGAUCAGCUGGAUCUGUGAUUGGGGCUGGAGCCGUAGCCGCCGGUGGAAAGUGCGAGUCGAGUGCCGCCAGCAUCGUCUCUUCAUCGGGCCCGAUGUCGCCCAAGGACAUCAGCGGCAAAUCCAGUCCCGGUGCGCUCACUUCGGAGAGCCAGUCAAUUCCCACUCCGCUAGGUCGGGAGUCGCAUACGGACACCCCAGAAUCCUCGCCAAAACCCACAUCGCCUUUCCCGCGCGUUAGCAAGGACGAGCUUAAGUCUCUGGAAAUGCAGCACCACGAGCAUGAGCAGAUGUUAGCAGGAGCAGCCGCUACAGCCGGAGCUGAGUGUGAGGGUGACAUUCCCGAGCUGCACGAACUGCGUGGACUCGAGUGCACCACAGCCCUCAGCGGGAGCACCGACAAGAUAAUCACCACCACAAUCACCACGGUGACCAAGGUAAUUUCGGCGGAUGGCAAGGAAAUAGUAACCGAGCAAAAGACGGUGACAACCACAGACAGCUCGGAGCCCGACAGCGAAAAGGUAGUGGUGACCACAACGCGCACUACCAGCGAGAGCGAACGAGACCAGCUGCUGCCCAAAGAGGUGGCGCUGCUGCGCGGCCUGUACCGCGCCAGCACCCCGGGCAGCGAGGACGACGAGGACCUGCUACUAGGAUCGCCGCGCAGUGCCACCAGCUACGAGCUGCAACACUCUAGCUCCGGUGUGAGCAAGCGCUCCGAUCUGGAUGCUUACGGCGACGAGAGCCAGGAUGACAUUCCUCCUCAGUAUGGCAGCGAGGAGCACUCAACGGCACGAUCGAUUCUUCUGCCUCGCACAGCCGACCCAAUGGCCACCUCCUUCUACGGCGCCCUGCCCGACAGUUUCGACGUUGUGAUGAAAUCCAGCACCGAACCAAUCCCGAUCCAGGGCGCACCGACCGGCGAUAGCCAGUCGUCGGAGAGUGUGGAGAGCAGUAGCCAGACCUGGGCAGGACACAAGUUCCUCGACCAGGCAGACAAGGACUUCCAGCGAGCACUUGAGGAGCACGUACAGGCGCGCGGCGCCGAGGUCAUGUCUUCCGUCACCGCCAAGUACUCGUACUCGCCUUCGAAGGCCGAGGAAAUGGAACAGAUCGUGAGCGGCACUGCGGAACGGCAGCGCUUCCCGCUCAGCGAUGUCCAGCGAGCCCGUGUGGCGGAGAGUGGUUUUGCCACAGUUGGCAGUGUCGCCUCCCAGCAACAGCAGCAGGAGAAAGGAGAGGAAGUGGAACAAGACGUCCCUACCACAACUGCAGCAACAGCAAGCACCACAGCCACAGCGAGUUCCACUGGAGCUCUGCCCAAGGACCGCCUCGAGGAGUGGGGCAAGCCCCUAGGCCUGCCAUCACCAGCACCACUGCCUGUAGAGGGCGGUGCUGACAUUCGCACCACUCCCAAGAAGGAACGCCGCCUGGUGGCCACCAAGACGCGUCUGAACAACGAGAAGAACCUGCGCAGGCGCAGCGAAUCACCCAACAAGGCCGGCAAAAAGCCAGCGCCCGUCUACGUGGACCUCACAUACGUGCCGCACAACGGCAACUCCUACUACGCCCACGUGGACUUCUUUAAGCGUGUGCGAGCGCGCUACUACGUCUUCUCCGGCACGGAACCCAGUCGCCAAGUGUAUGAUGCGCUGCUCGAGGCCAAACAGACAUGGGAGGACAAGGAGUUGGAGGUCACCAUUAUACCUACGUACGACACUGAUGUGCUAGGUUAUUGGGUGGCUGAAAACGAGGAGCUGCUAGCCAAGCACCGCAUCGACCUCUCGCCCUCCGCGUCUCGUUGCACCAUCAACCUGCAGGACCACGAGACCUCGUGCUCGGCCUACCGCCUGGAGUUCUAGGCCACGGGCUUGUUUAUUGCAUUCGACGAUGACUAAGCCAACCCACAACGCACCCAGCCAUAGACGCAGACGAGCCGAGCACUGCCAGAGAAUUAAGUCCAUGUACGGACUACAAAGUGCAUGGACUCGAGCUCUGACACGACAAGAACCAAGACUAGGACUAGGACCAGCACAACGACGACCACAGCAAGAGGAGAAGGAUUGGGAUGGAGAUCCGAAUGGGAAUGACAGUUCAGACAAUUCAAUUGGCCAAGUUUCGUGAGCAGGAGCCGCAGGAAACGGAAAUGAGCCGCACGUUGGCUGAUAUGGCGGAGUUUGGGUCACGCGAAUGACUCCAUUUUGUUUACCAAUGCCGCCUAUUGAGCUUUCGACGACUUGUUUCGGCCGACCAAAAGCUACGUAAUUAAUUGAUAUUAAGUUUUAAAAAUUAAUUACCAAAAGAUGCAUUGCAACCGAUCCUCAGUGGUUUAGUCGAGGAGAAGCCAUUUAUGUCGCUUUCAUUGCAUAACGUCAAGCUACCUUGCCUAGUAAUCCAAAGAUCAAAAUAGUUUUCAAAACCGCAUAGCUAAAAUAUACAAAGGAGAAACGAAAGGAGAAAAGAAGGCGAGAAAAUACUAAGAAAAGACACACUCUAUACAUAUAUAGAGUACUUAAUAUUCAUGUUUAAUAUAUGUAUUAGUCGAAACUUUUACGAACCCUCUCGUAUGGUCUCCCCAUACCAAAGGUAUUUGAAUUUUAAAGCGAGCAUUAGCUAAUUGAACGUGUAUAACCCGCAAAGUCAGAGCUCUUUAGCCGUAGGAUAAUAAGCGAUCAUAAUACAGAACGAAGAUCGGAGACGGAUUCACUACCCGCCCUUCGGACUUAACUGAAUCAAACGUUAGGGCUAACAAGUGAUUGCAACAAAGAUUCUUUUUUCGAUUUACCCCUUACCGAAGCAAAUACAGUAUCCGAGAGUCGGGAUUCAGGAUUCGAUAACCUCAAUAUAUAAGUAAUUCCAGAUCCAAUCGUUUUCGUAGUCCGUUCUCACCGUUUAGUUUCGUAUGUUUUUCUUUGCAUUUCGUUUCGUUGUUUCAGCAGGCAGCCGCAGAAAGACUUAUAAUCCAACUUGCUAUAGCGACCGAUAUACGUACACCUCCACUCCCACAUAGGAGACUUAAGGAAGAUGAGAAACGAACUGACACUGGGAUUUGGGGAUUGGGAACUGGAGUGGCGGGGUGAUGCAGUUAGGAAACGAAGGGUCCUAAAGCAUCCUAACGCCAUUGCCGGAGGAUCAGGGAAGCAAGAAGGUGAUCAAAGUAUUGGAUGAAGACGAUGACGAGGACGGUAGAGUCAAUGCUGAUGUUACUAUGUAAGGAUCUGAGUGAUCUAAAUGGGCUUAGGAAUAGGACUAGAACUGGGCUUGUGAUGGGGCGGGAGUCUUGGGUUGGGUGGGUUGGUAUCCGGGUUGGGGUUGGGGUCGAAUAGAAUGGAAUGGGAUUUAAUGGAUGGAUGAGGGGACAGUGAAACAGCUAUUGUGAGAUUAAAACGAGAAUGAGCAGAGUCAUAACUAUAUACUCGUACGAUACGAUAAAUAUGAAGUACACAAAGUGAACGAAGGUUAUUUUUCUAUAUUUUUUUUACUUUUCAUAGUCAUAGAAUAACAAAUUUGCAACAAACAAACAAGAACAAGGAAGAUAAAUAUGCAGCAAGACGCGAACCAGGCACACAGGCAAUUUUAAUCAAUGUAACCAGUAACCAGUUACCAGUAUCGAAGAAACAAACGGAACAAGCAAUUCGAGGCCACAGCAAAACAGUCCAAAAGAGCCAGUUACAAUUAUAAAUUAAAGACUCGAGUGGUCGGAUGCCCCACUCGAGACAGACUUUUUAGGCUACGCGUAUAUUUUUUAGUUGCUUUUUAUAUACAACAGCAACAGAUCUGGGAGGAGCUGCGGCCGAUCAACUUUCAGUAUGCAACAUGCCACAUGCAACAUGCAACAGGCAGACCGCAGCAGACAACAGUCAACUGGCAACCGUCCAGUCUACACCGUUUGAUAGCAACCAGCGAAAUUUAAGCAAAAUUAUACACACGUAGGGCUAAGAGGGGCGGUGCGGGUCGGUGCGGGCGUACGACUAGGGCGGAUCACGAUCCUCAUUGGCGCUCCCGUCCGACCAGCACUCGACUUUCGAUUAUUGGGUAGCAUUGCAGUCUCCGCUCCGAGGAUUUUAAAUUUAUAACCGAGAAAAACGAAACACGAAGUUUAUUAAACAUUAAUUACUUUCCAAAUUCGUGCGCUUAGCGAGCAAAACCAAAACCAAAAACAAACCGAAGGAGGUUAAGAUAAAGAAUACUCACACAUGAACUAUAUACACUAUAUAUGAAUAUAUAUAUACGCAUAUAUAUAUAUAUGUACUUGAGCGUAUUGAUGUUGCUUAACAAGAAAAACCAAAAAAAAAAAAAAAAAAACUCUUCUCCCAGCCAGAAGACAUUUUUUGCCUUUCACGAAACGAAUUUCCCCUAAGAUACGAAAAUAUGAAAACUUGUUACCUUUGCCCCCGUUUGUUUGCGACAUGAGUUUCGUUGAAAUCAGGUCAGAUCAGAUCAGAUCGACUAUACAUACACGAUACACUACACACUACAAACCACACACUGCACACUAACAUAUAUUGUACCCAACACAUGAAGCCACACGCACACGUAUCCAUUGCCUUAUAUCCAGAGAACAGAUAUCUGCAUCAUACCUUAUAUUAGUCUAAGAAUCAAGUACGAUAUGUAUGACCUAUGAGAGUUUGUUUGUUGAAUUUGCUUUUACUUUUUAGCAGCUUCGAUUUAAAUCAAAUAUACAUACUAAAUGCACACACCCCCGCACACACACACUGCUCGCGUAGGUGGUGUGCUCGUGGUGUGGUGUGUGUGGGCCCGUGUGUGCUCUAUAUAAUCAUUAGUACAGCAAGUGCAUGCAGAAAGUAAGAUUGUUACAAACAAGAGCCCAGCCGAGGUAUCGCUUACUGGCGGAUGAAGUAGUCACAUGGCUAGGCCCGACCAGGGAAGGAGUAGGAGUCGGUACGUAGGGACGAGCGAGCCAGCACAAAGAUCUGAAAAUGGGCAGAGGUUACCGCGAAGGAAUAUAUAUGUAUUACAUUUUAUGAAACGUCAAGCUUAUCUCAAGAACUAUUUCCAAAACAAAAUCUGAAAUUAUAAUAAACGUAUUUAUGUGAA
Messenger RNA from Drosophila mauritiana, 21334 nucleotides. RefSeq names its product microtubule-associated protein futsch (gene futsch). NCBI's taxonomy places the organism in Eukaryota, Metazoa, Arthropoda, Insecta, Diptera, Drosophilidae. Gene Ontology annotation, cellular component: synapse; dendrite; cytosol. The record is from RefSeq and is a predicted model, not a curated record. The coding region runs from base 1105 to 18138 and encodes 5677 amino acids. The transcript has 11 exons. Gene Ontology annotation, molecular function: actin binding; microtubule binding. Gene Ontology annotation, biological process: axonogenesis; microtubule cytoskeleton organization; dendrite development.